Molecule: messenger RNA, 7803 nt
Organism: Volvox carteri f. nagariensis
Lineage: Eukaryota; Viridiplantae; Chlorophyta; Chlorophyceae; Chlamydomonadales; Volvocaceae
Exons: 25
Coding region: 1-6477 (2158 amino acids)
Biological process (GO): intracellular signal transduction; receptor guanylyl cyclase signaling pathway; cGMP biosynthetic process
Molecular function (GO): guanylate cyclase activity; peptide receptor activity
Source: RefSeq, a predicted model, not a curated record
AUGUCUAACAACGUGGCGUUGUGCGCGGCGACGGCGGCGGCGGCGGCAGUACCUCCGGAAAUUCCGCGGCGCGCCGAUAUGCGGUGGCUUGAACUGUGGAUCAGGACGCUUGGUUUUGCCAUCCAGUCCUUCCACCUGCUGGCCGUUUAUCGCCUAUGGGAGGGCUACAGAGCGGGCUCGGGCCGCCACCCCCUCUCCGGUCAUCUGCUUGCUUUUGCGGGCCUUACGGUGCCCCUGGCUAAGCACGUGGUGCUCCAGGGGGUGGCCAUGUUCGCCCCGCGGACCUACAUGCAGCACCGGCAGCAGCUGCACCUGGGUGCCAUGUUGGCGCGGCUGGUGGGGCUGCUCAUGCAGGCCACCAGCGAGUGCGCUGCCGUACGUGCCAAAGCGUACAAGCAGGAGCUGGUAUUAGCUGGGCUGGGCAUGAUGGUGCAGCAGGACCCCGCCAGGGUAUUCUUGGGUCACCUGGGCCUUACUGCCCUGGCCUGUCUGUGCGGCCACCUCAGCCGGGUGGGCCCGGAUGUCGACAUGCCGACAGAGACACUCAAGUUCAUGGUCACGUACUGCGGACUGCUGGCGCUCAACUCGCUGUGCGGGGGGAAGGGGAAGGAGGGGGCCCGGCCUGUCGUGUCGUGUCUUGCGGGGCUGGAGGGAGGGAAUUCGUUGUUGGCUAUGUACAACACGCUGAUGGGCCCAGCGCCUACUUGGGCAGGUGCGCGACCCUUGGGUCGGUUAGCAAGUGACAGCCUCCUGGACGCCGCGGGCGACAUGAACAGCCAAGCUGCAAUCGGAACCGCAGCCAGCACCGCAGCCAGCGGCGCUGCUGGGAAGCACGACGGCAGCCUCGACGCGUCGGCAACGCACACGCCGCGCCUGUCGUACGAUGGUGACGUCGCCGCCGCAUCCGGCGGCAUCGUGACGCCCUCGCCGCCGCUGGGGAUGUACAACUCGGCGCAGCAUACGUCGCUGCACGGGCCCAGCCCGCGCGGCGGCGGCGGCUGGAGCGGCGGCGGCAGCGGCGGCGCUUUUGACCACGGCGUACGAGCAUCUGUGGACUUGGGUGUUCUGCAGAUGCUGCAUUCGGAAGCUCUGACAGGUCACGGGCAUCACCACGGCAUUAUAGGCAGCGGCGCCGCCGCCGCCGCAAGCGCGGCGGGAGUAUUGACUGGGCCAGCGGCGAUGGCGGCGCCACCGCUGCUGGUACGAGUUCACAACACGCAUCUCAUUAAGCUGUGUGUGAUUCGGGCCUUUGCGAUGGCGUAUCAAGCUGCACAUAUGGCACAGGUUGUACGUGACUGCCGCCGUCGCGGCGAGCCGCUGCUCCAUUACUUCGGGUCAAUUCACCUGACGGCGCUGGGUACCAUACUGUACGGCGCACCUCCGUUGUUGGCGCUGAUCAGCCCCGCGGCCUACGCGCGCUGGGGUGGUGCACUGAAUAUGUGCAGCUGGGCUCUGACGUUGACAGUACGGGUCUUUUGUUUGAUUUUGGAGCCCGCAGGCAUGCACGACAUGCACGUGAUGCGGUCAUUCCUGUUCAACAACGCCAAUGCGAUUUCGUCAGAUUUCGGAACGUCGGCCUUCGCGACCUCCACCGGCGCCAUGACGCUGCUGUGGGUGGUCGUGCACGCGUACCUGUUGGUGAGCCGUGGCGUGCACGGCGGCGCUGGCGGCGGAGCGCCGCCGCCGCCGCUCCCGUACAUGGAGCUGUUGCGAACGUUGUCCACCUACCCUUUGGUGUGGUUGUUGGCUGUAGCCGUCAACAUAAUUUCUAGGGUGCCCCGGGUGACGUGGGUUGGCGGCGGCAGUGGCGGCGGCGGGGGAGUUGCUGCUGGUUCCGCUGGCGGGGGCGGGGGCGGCAGCGGCGCCGCUACCGGCGUCGCAGCCGCGGCGGUGCCGCAUGUCGCCGACGGCGCCGACGUCGGACUAGGUGAGCGGCGGCACAGUCUGCCCUUGCGCCGCCGCCACCUCCUGCACCACAACCACCACGGUCACAACCAUCUCCACCACGGCAUCUUUGGCGCCGCUGGCGUCAGCGCCGCCGCGGCCGCGGCCGCGGCCGCCGCUGCGGCGUCGAGCGGCGCUGGCUUGGUUGGCGUCGGCGGCGUGGGCGGAUUUCAUGUACCACAGCUGCAGAUCGGCGGCGGCGCCGUGGCCGCCGCACCCAGUCGUCUGGCGUCAUCCUCUGUCGCUGCCACGAACACACCGCCGCUGUCGCCUUCUACGCGCCAGCCUCCGACGCCCAUCUCCCCUAGCCCCUUUCUCAAGGCGACGUUGACGGCCCGAGCGGCGCUAGGGCUGCUGGCGACGCCUUCGUCGCCGCAUGUCGAUGAAGACACGUGCGAUCCAAUGAAGGCCCAGGCCGCGGCGGCGGCGGCGCUCACGCCCCUACCUGGCGGAGGAGGCGGCGGCGCCGCGGGGAGUGCUGGCCUUGGUACCGUCCUCCCGCAGAGCCCGGCGUCAUCGUCGAGUCCAAGGGCGAGCUCUAGGGCAAACACGCCCACAGAGUCGGCGGCAGCGACAGCGGCGGUGGCGGAUGAGUCCCUGGCGGCAGCCGCGGGCACCUCAGGUUCGUCCGCAGAGGCCGUCGCCGUACUGUCGCCGGGGUCACCUCCGCCGGACCCGCUGGCGGGGCCCGCGGCGGAGGUGAUAUGGUCGGCGGCGGCACAUGCAGUCAUCGCGGAGUGCAGAUUAGAGACUGAGGCGAUGGCGACGGUGACGGCGACGGCAAGGGCCUCAGCAGCCGAGGAGGUUGCGGCGGCGGCGGCGGCGGCGGUGGCGGUCCCGUCGGAGCCCGAAGCCCUGGAGACUUCUGGCCUGACGGCGGCAUCGGGCUUCACCAUAUCUCCUUACCUGACGCAGGCGUCGUCGCCAACCUCCACGACGGCGGCUGCACCUGUGUCGGCGCCGGCGCCGUCAGCGGCGUUGGCAUCAGCAGCAACAGUCGCCGCCGCUGCAGCAGUUAGUCCGGUAACCAAACUGGCCUGGAGAGGAAAAGAGUCGGGGUCAACGACAUUGGUUGCGACGGUGGCGACGGCGGCGAUGGAGGGGGAGCUGGCGACGGCGACAGCGACGGCGGCGCCGCUGCCGUCACCACACCCGUUGAGUUCUCGCGGUCAGGCAUUGAAUGUGGAGGAGGCGGAGGAAGCGGAGGCAGCAGCGGAGGCGGAGGAGGCAGCGCCGGAAGUGGAGGUGGAGGGCGUAGGGACGGUUGCGGAGGCGGCAGCAGUUCCUGGGCUGGGGUUGGAGGGCUCACCUCCGCUUCCGCCGCUUCCGCCGCUGAAGGACCUCCUUACCGAGUACGCGGCUCUGAGCCCCUUUCUUCAGCGACUCGCGGGCCCGAAGCAAUCCGACAGCCGCCGGCGAAUGCUCGAGCCCUCCGCAACCUCAUCCCCGCGGGUCGCGGGAUGGACCGCCGCGGCAGCAGCCGCCGCCACCGGCACCGGCACCACGGCGGCUGCGGCGAUGUCGUCGUCAUCAUCGCUCCGCCGCCACAUGCUCCGAGACCGCGCCGCCGCUGCCGUACGGCUUCUUGUUGUAAUCCACGCAGGACUUCCGGUCCUGCGACUGGCGCUGGAUUUGAUGAAGCCGCGUUACAGCUGGUUGUGGCCGGUGAUGUUGGUGGUGGUGGAGGAAGUGCGACUGUUUGUGCCCGAGGGCCUGGGUGUGUGUAUCGGCGGCCCCAGUCGCCCCCUCUAUGCCCUCUUCUUCGCCUCCGCGUUGUGGCGGCUACUGGAGCUCAACCCCACGACCUUCCAGUGGGCCACCGCGCUGCGACUGUCCGCGCUCAUGUACCAUUCCACGCUGCUGUACGACAGCGGUACGAUGUACGGCACCAACGGCAACACGGCUGGCCAGCUACACCCUCUUAUCCGUACUGCCGUUUUGUCCGUCGGCGGUUAUGUGGCGUCGCACCUCCUGCUGACACAGGCUGUGCCGGCGGCGAACCUGGCGGCGGCCGCGGCGGCGGCGGCGGGGCGGCGGCUGCCCGCGGCGCGGCGGUGGCUGUACGGCAUGUUGUCAACUUCGGAUGGUGCGGUGCUCUUGGGCCUUGCGGGCCUUGCUGUCGUACAUAUCGUAACGACCGUUGUGGACCUUGACGCUUACCGGUCCUCGGAGGUGGAUAUGGUUUCGGAGCUGGUUGGUUUGGUCAAGGAAGUGGUAAUCACGAGCUCUCAGGGCUAUUUCCGAAGGGGGGAGGCGCUGCCACCGGCUGUGUCGUACAGCCUGAUGGGGGGUCUGUCGGCGGCGGUUCUGGUGGCGGCGCUGCGGGCGGUGUACCUUGUCAGCCACGAGAGCCAAGGCCGGGAUGCCGAGUGGUACCGGCAGCACGGCGCGGCGCUGGCGGCCUUGCAUGACGUGGCAGCCCGAGAAACGGAUGUGGACGAGCUGUUGGCUACCCUGGAGCUGGAAACAUUGGACAUGUACAACCGCUGCUCGGUGUAUCUCGCCGUAAUGCCUCAGUACGGCAGGCUCCUAAGCUCCAGCUCCUGCGGAUGGGGCUGGGGCCCGCCGGACAGCCCGUACGGCACCUUCGGCGGCGGCACUGACGACAGCCCUUACGCCGGUGGCGGCAGCGGCGGUGCUGCCGACCCGUUCGCCUCCCAGUACGGCUCCUUGCUCAUCCCAAUCCACGAGCUCAGGGCGCUGAGGUCGUUAGUGGGCACUGGCGGCGGCACUGGCGGCGGCACUGGCGGCGGCGGCGGCGAUCUGAGCGGGCUCCAAGCUGCUAUUUGUACUUGGGAGUGUGUUCGUACAAUUGUCUCCCAAAUGAGGGCUCAGGAGGUGGCCGUGGUAACGGACCAGGGCCCCGUGUUGGGUAGGAGCACGGGUUCCACCCCCCUGGACUGGCUCCUUACAGCUUCCUUCGCUUCCAACCUGGCUGUCGUACCGGUUGCGGGGCUAGGGGCUGGUUUCGGAGCCGGAAGCAGCGCUGCUGCCGGGCUCGGCGGUGGUGGCGGCAGCAGCAGCUUCAGCACUGUGGGCGGUGGCGGGUAUGGCUGUCCUACUAACUUGGUUGGUGCGCUGCUGGUCCUGAGUCCGGUGCAUGGCGAGCUGGACUCCGGUCUGCUGUGCCUCACUGCGGAUGUGGCGCAUGCGCUGGGAGGGGCGCUGCACUUGCGACACAUGCUGGCGGAGUACCGGGCGGGGGAGCAGAUCCUUUACGACGUUCUGCCUUCCAACGUAGCAGAUGCCCUCAUGUCCCAGAAGAUGAAUAUGGACCCCAGGUACCGGAGAAUAUCACACGGCACAUUGGCGACGAACAACAUCACCACCAACACCACCACCACCAACAACAACAACAACGGCGGUAGCAAUGGCAGCUAUGGGACAGGCGCAAGGACGGUGUCUGGUAGCGGCCGGGGUGGCCGGCUCUCAUCAGCAGGCCAGGUGGCCUUGCCGCCGCCGGAGGCGCUGGCGCCGGCGUCAGAGGCGGCUGGCGGCGACGCCGCUGCGGCGUCGGCUGCACCGGGUGUCACCAGCACCGUCAGCGGUGCUCGCGCCGAUGACGGCGAGGGUGAUGCGGCUACUGCUGCCGCUGCCGCCGCCGCUACAGGCGCUACAGCUCCAGCUGACCUGGCGAACCGGCACCCUGGUGGCAGACAGUUGACCGUUAGGACGAGCUCCGGCGGAGCGUUGUGUGGUGCGGCGCAGCGCCGGGAGAGCCCGACGUCAUCACCGUACAACACGCUACAGCAGCAGCAGCAUCCGUACAACCAUCUCUUGCGGCCUCUGCCCACCCAGAUGCCGCAUCCGCAACUGGGAAGCGGUGACGGCGGUAGUGGUGGUUUCGGAGCUGCCGGGAGAGCGGCGGCGGCGGCGGGAGCCGUCGGCUUGGCGGUCGGAUCGAGUGGUGGGACGUCGCCUAUUGGCGGCGGCAGCGCGUUCUUGGGCAGUAUCGGCAGCACCGGCGACAUCGUAUACAAGCAAUGGCACGCGGGUGUUUCGGUCCUGUUCGCGGAUAUCGUUGGUUGGACGAGUCUGGCCCAGGAGGUUGAGGCGGAGCAGGUGAUGAUGCUAUUGCACGAGCUGUUUUGCAAGUACGACGCCAUUGCGGAUGAGAUGGGCAUCUACAAGGGCGACUGCUACAUGGCGGCAUCCGGUUUGCUGACAGAGGACCGCCAUCACGCCGCCUCCCUGGUGGCGUUUGGAAAGGGGAUCAUCCAGGCCGCAGCCUCGGUCCACAACCCCAAGACGGGAACUGGUGUACAGAUUCGUGUCGGUGUCCACUCGGGUCGCGUCAUGAGCGGCAUCGUGGGGCGUCAUCGGGCCCGGUACUGCUUGUUUGGAGACACGGUCAACACGGCCAGCCGCAUGGAGAGCACCGGAGUACCCGGCAGGAUUCAGGUUUCGGAGGUAACGUACUCGCUUCUCCUGUCUCAUCCCACCCCGCUGGCCGGCGCGGAUGACUUCGAGCCGCGCGGGGAGGUGCCGGUCAAGGGCAAGGGUCUUAUGCACUUCGAGACCAUUAUCAACUGACCAUUGUACCUCUCCAUGCAAGUUACUAGUCCCACUCCAGCCAACGGAGAUACAUUCCUCCCACUUACAUCAUGGGCAAAGCUCGUCGCUGGACAGAUCGCCAAAAUCAUAGCACCGGCCCCAUCGUUGGCACCACCUUCAUUUGUCGGCACUUUCUGCGUCGCUGCCAGGUCUUUUCGUCUACUAGCCCUAGAAGCAUACGCAGCUCCGUACCUGACAUCCUGCCUAUCUACCUACCUGCCUGCCUGCCUGUCGUCCGCACAUCUAUCUUCCUACCUAUCUGCAUGUGUAGCAGCCAAGAUAUCGACACUCGCAAUCACAUGUAAAGCAUUUUCUUACGACCUUUUAACACAAAAUAAUAAGGGAAAAGGAUUCACAAGCAAGAUAAGAUAAGUAACUCGGAAUAUCGAAUGGGGAAAAUGAACAACACAAAGCAAGGCAAGCAGGGACGAGACCCUGAUGACAAGUAACCAGGUAGCAAGACAAUUACCGACCAACAAAUAAAUCAUCAGCACUCCCUCCAAAUAAUAAUGGAACGCCAUUGCGAACGACAAAAACGUGGCUGUACACUUCAUGAACAUUAUUCCCCGGCGGCCUAUACACACCCUGCUGCUUCUCGUGCUUCACCUCGUCUGACUGGAUACCCAGAACGCGUGAGUGGCCGCCAAAACACCGUCUACCGCUACACCUGUUAUGUAACCAACAGGCAGCAGCUAUACCAGUGCAGCGCACAUCGUGAUGAAUUAUGUACAUGUAUAGCAGCGUGGCCAUGGCUUCCGUCAGGAUCCCCGGCCUUUUAUUCCAAUAUACACCUGAAGCACGGCCGCGGCGGCACCUAAGCGCCCCGCCAGCCCCAGCGCUGCAACUCAGAUAGUAUAACGCAAGCCGUUGCGAAGUAUGGAACGGCUAUGCCUAUAUAAUGUCACUUACCCAGCAAAAGCAGGCUGUACGUCUUCCCAUCUUGAAGGCUUUUAUCUCCGUCAUGAUGACAAUCCUGACAAACGCUUCAUCUUAAAAGGAUGAUCAAUGAGUAUGCGACACGCGCCUGUGCAUAAUCAUGACAAUACGCACGCACAUGUGCAGAGACAGGUUCUGACCCCUAGAGAUAAGGUCGAGCAACCUAUACACAAAUACUAUCACAAUCAUGUGAGGGCACCCCUAGGCUCUCCCAUGCAGGCUCGCCCAACAAUGGCAACCCGGAGCGUCCAGUGCUGCUUCAAUCUUUGGUGCUUCUCUGGAACCUGGUUUCAGUGGAUGCGCCCGCGCUCGAGCUUGAAUUGGCGCGGAUGAGCCCUCAAAGCUCCGCCUUGCGACCCGUGGGCCAGA